AUGGUGCAGAGGCUCAGUCCUCUUCACAUUGAUCCAAUAAAUGAGAUUGAGUUGAUCCAACCGUGUGGGAUAUCAACCAUUGCGAUUCUUCCGUCUCCUAUUCCGAUUGGUUUUCUUCUUCUUGACUAUGCGGUGGCACGGCUCUUGAAUCUCAACUCGUUCCGCAAGUGUAUCUACCUUCGGCUUGGCCAACUCCAUGUUGUUCGGCAAGUCUUUUGCUUCCGGAAAGAUCUCCAUUUCCUCAACUCUAUUCUGAAGCUGAGCCAACCCAAUCCUGAUGACUUGGGAUAUGUAGAUUUGGUUGCUGUUGUGGAAAUCUGUGGUGUGAGGCUAACUGUAGUGCAAAAUGAAGAAGGUGGAAACUCUGUCUCAACUGUUAUUCUGCUGGCAAGUACUGAUAGCAUAUUAGAUGACCUCGAAAGAGCAGUUGAUUACGGUUUAAAUACUUACAAGGCUAUGUGUAAGGAUAGUCGCAUAGUACCUGGUGCUGCUGCUACGGAGAUUGAGAUUGAGCUGGCUAGAAGAGUGAAGGAAUUUUCUUUUAAAGAGACCGGGUUGGAUUGGUAUGCUAUUGCAAAAUUUGCAGAGAGCUUUGAGAUGAUACCUACGACACUAGCUGAGAAUGCUGGGCUCAAUGCUAUGGAGAUCAUAUCUUCUCUAUAUGCUGAACAUGCAAACGGAAAUGCCAAAGUGGGUAUUGACUUGGAGGAAGGUGUCAGCAAGGAUGCCUCAGUUAUGAAAGUCUGGGACCUUUAUAUCACAAAGUUUUUUGCUCUCAAGUAUGCUGCUGAUGCUGCUUGCACUGUACUUCGGGUUGAUCAGAUCACCACGGCAAAACCUGCUGGUGGCCCAAGGAGAUAACAGCCGGCUGGAAUGGACGAAGACUAAUUUUGCACAAAAUCAGUCUUGAUUGCGGGGUCCUUUUAUCUACCUUUUAUUUUAUCUUGAACAAAUUUCUUCAUGAGCUCGGAGGGUCUUGUUAGCUUUUCUUGGCCUAAUUGUGAUGAAAAGAAACGUGCGUGGACAGUAUCAGUCUCCGUUGCAAGAUGGAGUUUCCCCUAAAUUUUGGUUGGAAGGGAUAAAACAUCUUUUGAGCAACUUUUUCCCUUUCCAUAUUAAGGAAGUCAGAAUUCGUUGAUGAUACAGUGCAAGAAGCUUAUAUCAUGGUAGACUUUCCAACUCAUGAUAAUUUGCCAUCUGUAGGCAGACCUCUGUCUAUGCAAA
Molecule: messenger RNA, 1224 nt
Organism: Syzygium oleosum
Lineage: Eukaryota; Viridiplantae; Streptophyta; Magnoliopsida; Myrtales; Myrtaceae
Product: T-complex protein 1 subunit theta-like
Exons: 8
Coding region: 1-861 (286 amino acids)
Biological process (GO): protein folding
Cellular component (GO): chaperonin-containing T-complex
Molecular function (GO): ATP binding; ATP-dependent protein folding chaperone
Source: RefSeq, a predicted model, not a curated record